Hypoxylon fragiforme is the source of this 1648-nucleotide messenger RNA. Its product is annotated as FMN-dependent 2-nitropropane dioxygenase. The transcript is spliced from 5 exons. Lineage: Eukaryota; Fungi; Ascomycota; Sordariomycetes; Xylariales; Hypoxylaceae. Gene Ontology annotation, molecular function: nitronate monooxygenase activity. The record is from RefSeq and is a predicted model, not a curated record. Bases 456 to 1583 code for a protein of 375 amino acids.
GGUUAGGAAAUGCUGCCAUCAUUGAAGCAGGUCCUCUGCAAUACUUAGGUAAUUGUAAUUGUAAUUGUAAUUACCUAUUAUUGUAUAACCAGUUCAUCUUACUAUGUAGUUAAUAAAUAAAAACGUAUUUAGGCAACCGAGGUAUGAGACAAAAGUCAUUUGCACGCCGGCCAGGAGGGAUCUUGGGUAUUUCGGACAGUUUUGACUGUAAACAUCGACCUUACUAACAGCCCCUGAGGUAAAGUCAACGAUAGAAAAGAGGCUGAACUGGAUUGGACUGGACCACUAGACCUCGAUACUUUGUCGAACUCGGGUUCUAUCCAUCUGAAUACCUCCCUAUGUAAAAUUACAUCGGCGCCAUCUUGUGUUUCCCGUACCUCAAAACCAUCCAUUACAAACAACUCUCACUAGCUACCCACCUACCUACUUACUGGCUUGGUACCUAUUCAAGAUAGAUGCACGUCGCGGCUCGCAGAACAUUAGCGACUAUGGCAACCUCCUCGCGGAUGAGGUCGUGGUUCCCAACCACUUCAUACCCGCUGGUCGUCAGUGCUCCGAUGGACUUUGUCACGAACCCGAAGCUCGCGACUGAGGUAACUAAGGCGGGAGGGUUGGGAUUCAUCCAAGGAGGCCGAGACUUCACCCCCUCGUCCCCGGUCCUCCGAAAACUAGACGACCAGCUCACGCAGGCGCGCGAGCUCCUCCUCGGGUCCAACCCGGAAAACAGCGGCAGUGACAGACCCCUCCCCAUCGGCGUCGCCUUCGUCAUGUACGCGCCCUCCGCGGCGCACUUCGCCGACACCACACUGCCCAUCCUGCUGAAGCACCGGCCCGCUGCCAUCUGGCUCUUCGCGCCGGCGCCCAGUGCUCCGGACACGCUUCCUAACACUCUCAAAGCACUAAGACUGGGGUUCAAGUCGUCAUCAUCGUCGGAGGAGGAGUGGACCCCCAAGCUCGUCGUGCAAGUCGGCUCUGUCGCCGCCGCGCUCGGGGCCGCGCAGCACGGCGCCGACGUCGUGGUGGCGCAGGGCGUGGAUGCGGGCGGGCAUCAGAGCGCUGUUGGUGCCGGGAUCGUGAGUUUGGUGCCGGAGAUCGUGGAUGCGUUGGCGGGGAGGGAGGUCGCGGUGUGGGCUGCGGGGGGCAUUGUGGAUGGGAGGGGGGUUGCGGCGGCGUUGGCGUUGGGGGCGGAGGGGGCGGUGUUGGGGACGCGGUACAUGGUGGCUGUUGAGUCCGACGCGCAGGACUUCAAGAGGAAGGCGAUUCUCUCCACUGCAGAUGGGGGUGUGAACACGGUGAAAUCGCAACUCCACGACCACAUCCAAGGCAACACAAGCUGGCCCUCCGUCUACGACGGCCGUGCGAUCGUUACUCCCACGUACCGGGACCAGCUAGCCGGCGUCCCGCUCGACGAAAACACCAAACGGUUCAAUGCCGCCAAGGAGAAUGGCGAUGUGUCUAGGAUGGUCACCUGGUCUGGAACAGGUGUUGGGCUUAUCAAGGACGAGCUCCCCGCGGCGGAGAUCACGAGGAAGGUGAGGGAGGGUGCGCUGAAGGUUAUGGCGGGUCUCAAGAGUGCUCUGUAGAUAUGUGGGAAUGAGAGGGUGGGUGGGCGUAUGAACAUGCCAUGCUAUCACAAGUCCCUUAUAGA